Molecule: messenger RNA, 1503 nt
Organism: Drosophila miranda
Lineage: Eukaryota; Metazoa; Arthropoda; Insecta; Diptera; Drosophilidae
Exons: 2
Coding region: 1-1503 (500 amino acids)
Source: RefSeq, a predicted model, not a curated record
AUGUCGCUUCCGACAGUAUUCUGUUUUAUAGUUUCACUCAGUUUUGCUGAGGCACAGCGAGGGGCGUUGGUGAACACUUUGGAGGCGCUCCAGGGUGAGGUAUCCUUUCAGUCAGUGCUCCUGGUGCAGAACAAGGAUGAUACCGAUACCUGCUGGACCACGGGGGAUCUGGACAUUGGUAUUCCCAUCCUAAACUUAGAUGCGAGGCAAAAUUUUAACCUGAAAAAAAGUUUUAACGCGAAUAUGCUGGCCCUGGCUUGCUUGGGAGACGGUAUUAUGAGCGCUUUGUAUGCAAAUCUUGAGGAGAUCCGCGAAACUCCGACCCUCCUUGUGGUGGCGCAGGACACAAAUUUCAGCGCUCUAUUCGCAGAGUGUCGUUCGUACCACAUGCUCAAUGUCGUGGCUGUGUGGGGCGGCCGCGAUCGUGAGUUUAUAUAUAGCUAUCGGGCCUUUCCGCACUUGGAAGUGGUCAGGCGUCGUCUGAGGCCCAUCCGCCGGUACUUUGAGCCGCAGGUAAGAGAUCUCGCAGGUCACCCCAUCGACGUCAUACCGUACAGCGUCUUGCCACGCACUUUGAUCUUUCGAGAUGCACAUGGAGAUCGUCAGAUAACUGGCUACCUCGUUCAGUUCUACAGAAACUUCGCCAGGAGCUUAAACACCACUCUGAGGUAUCUAUGGCACCUUAUGCCGCUGGACGAGAUGCCUGUUCAAGAUGUAAUACUGGCCACAGUAAAUGAAAGUCAUGUAGAUUUCCCACUCGUUCUUUCCAACCUCGACCCCGAGCCGUUCCUUGCCAGCAGUGUGUUGGAGGUUUCCAACUGGUUUCUCAUCCUCCCCGUGGAGCCAAAUGUGCCGCGCUCCAGUCUCUACUUUAGCCUCAGGGGAUGGCCCUCCUUUCUUGCCCUGAUGCUUCUUCAGGCCCUGCUGCUUGGCAAUGCCCAUCAUCUGGACUCGGGAAUGUCGCUCGCAUUGAGCUUCGGACACAUCUUCGGCGACCACGUGCUGAGGGCCAUCCUAGCCCAGUCGUUUCUGUGGCCGCGGCGGCUCUCCUUCAGUCGCACACUCCUCUACAUCAUGCUGAUGGUGGCAGGCCUCAUCAUCAGCACCUUCUACAGCGCCAAUCUGUCGACCGUGCUAGUCGAACCGCCAGCAGCCUAUCGGAUACGCAGCUACGAGGACCUGCGCACAAACCGCGUCAAGAUACUUCUCUCUGAACAAGAGAUAAUCCCGUCGACGGUUGAGUUUUUGACCGUGCGUUGGAGUGCGUUGAACAACUCCUAUGCCUAUCCCGUGACCAGCACCCUGUGGCCGUUUCUCCAUAUAAAGCAGUCCCACCUGCAGCGUACGAUCUUUCGCCGAUCGCAAGAGAUAUUUUUUCUGGAGUUUAUGGCACUCACCGCACCCAUGCAAAAGAAUUCUAUCUUUCGCAAAGUGUUCAACCAAUAUGUGGCCAACACCCACGCCAGUGGACUGUACGAUCUAUGGUUCAGGCAGUCCUUCUAG